UUGGUGGACCUAGCUGGAAAUGUGAUGGAAAUAGCUAGUAAAAGAAAGAAGUUUGCAUUUUCUGUUUUCUUAAAAACUGAAAAAUUACAUAACUUGUGGCAAUUUGUCCAUUUUCAUACUGAGAGAUAUUUCUAUUUUUUGGAUAUAUGGCUUAUGCUGCUGUUACUUCCCUUAUGAGAACCAUACAUCAAUCAAUGGAACUUACUGGAUGUGAUUUGCAACCGUUUUAUGAAAAGCUCGAAUCUUUGAGAGCUAUUCUGGAGAAAUCCUUCAAUAUAAGGGGCGAUCAUGAGGGGUUAACAAUCUUGGAAGUUGAAAUCGUAGAGGUAGCAUACACAACAGAAGAUAUGGUUGACUCGGAAUCAAGAAAUGUAUUUUUAGCACAUAAUUUGGAGGAAAGAAGCAGGGCUAUGUGGGAGAUUUUUUUCGUCUUGGAACAAGCACUAGAAUGCAUUGAUUCCACCGUGAAACAGUGGAUGGCAGCAUCGGACAGCAUGAAAGAUCUAAAACCACAAACUAGCUCACUUGUCAGUUUACCUGAACAUGAUGUUGAGCAGCCCGAGAAAAUAAUGGUUGGCCGUGAAAAUGAAUUUGAGAUGAUGCUGGAUCAACUUGUUAGAGGAGGAAGGGAACUAGAAGUUGUCUCAAUCGUAGGGAUGGGAGGUAUUGGGAAAACAACUUUGGCUACAAAACUCUAUAGUGAUCCUUACAUUAUGUCUCGAUUUGAUAUUCGUGCAAAAGCAACUGUUUCACAAGAGUAUUGUGUGAGAAAUGUACUCCUAGGCCUUCUUUCUUCGAUAAGUGAUGAACCUGAUGAUCAGCUAGCGGACCGACUGCAAAAGCAUCUGAAAGGCAGGAGAUACUUGGUAGUCAUUGAUGACAUAUGGACUACAGAAGCUUGGGAUGAUAUAAAACUAUGUUUCCCAGACUGUAUUAAUGGAAGCAGAAUACUCCUGACUACUCGGAAUGUGGAAGUGGCUGAAUAUGCUAGUUCAGGUAAGCCUCCUCAUCACAUGCGCCUCAUGAAUUUUGACGAAAGUUGGAAUUUACUACACAAAAAGAUCUUUGAAAAAGAAGGUUCUUAUUCUCCUGAAUUUGAAAAUAUUGGGAAACAAAUUGCAUUAAAAUGUGGAGGGUUACCUCUAGCAAUUACUGUGAUUGCUGGACUUCUCUCCAAAAUCAGUAAAACAUUGGAUGAGUGGCAAAAUGUUGCGGAGAAUGUAAGUUCGGUGGUAAGCACAGAUCUUGAAGCAAAAUGCAUGAGAGUGUUGGCUUUGAGUUACCAUCACUUGCCUUCUCACCUAAAACCGUGUUUUCUGUAUUUUGCAAUUUUCGCAGAGGAUGAACGGAUUGAUGUAAAUAAACUUGUUGAGUUAUGGGCCGUAGAGGGGUUUUUGAAUAAAGAAGAGGGAAAAAGCAUAGAAGAGGUAGCAGAAACAUGUAUAAACGAACUUGUAGAUAGAAGUCUAAUUUCUAUCCACAAUUUGAGUUUUGAUGGGCAAACACAGAGAUGUGGAAUGCAUGAUGUGACCCGUGAACUCUGUUUGAGGGAAGCUCGAAACAUGAAUUUUGUGAAUGUUAUCAGAGGAAAGAGUGAUCAAAAUUCAUGUGCACAAUCCAUGCAGUGUUCCUUCAAGAGUCGAAGUCGGAUCAGUAUCUAUAAGGAGGAAGAAUUGGCUUGGUGUCGUAACAGUGAGGCUCAUUCUAUUAUCAUGUUGCGUAGAUUCAAAUUGGUCACACUGGAAUUGUCUUUCAAGCUAGUAAGAGUACUAGAUCUUCAUUUCACUACAUGCCCAAGUUUUCCCAGUGGAGUACUUUCUCUAAUUCAUUUGAGAUACCUAUCUUUGCGUUUUAAUCCUUGCUUAAAGAAGUAUCGAGGAUCGAAAGAAGCUGUUCCCUCAUCAAUAAUAGACAUUCCUCUAUCGAUAUCAAGCCUAUGCUAUCUGCAAACUUUUAAACUUUACCUUCCAUUUACCAAUUAUUAUCCUUUCAUAUUACCAUUGGAAAUUUUGACGAUGCCACAAUUGAGGAAGCUGUGUAUGAACUGGAAUUACUUGCGGAGUCAUGAGCCUACAGAGAACAGAUUGAUUUUGAAAAGUUUGCAAUGCCUCAAUCAAUUGAAUCCUCGGUAUUGUACAGGGUCAUUUUUUAGACUAUUUCCCAAUUUAAAGAAGUUGCAAGUAUUUGGCGUCCCAGAGGACUUUCGCAAUCACAAGGACCUGUAUGAUUUUCGCUACUUAUAUCAGCUUGAGAAAUUGGCAUUUAGUAGUUAUUGUUCACCUGUUGCUUGCUUUCUAAAAAACACUGCACCUUCAGGUUCUACUCCGCAAGAUCCUCUGAGGUUUCAGACGGAAAGGGCAACUGCACCUCCAACUGAUGUUCCAACUUUACUCUUACCUCCUCCGGAUGCUUUUCCACAAAACCUUAAGAGUUUAACUUUUAGGGGGGAAAUUUUUUUGGCAUGGAAGGAUUUGAGCAUUGUUGGUAAAUUACCCAAACUCGAGGUCCUUAAACUAUCAGACAAUGCCGUCAUAGGCGAGGAGUGGGAAGUAGUUGAGGAAGGGUUUCCUCACUUGAAGUUCUUGUUUCUGGAUAACGUAUACAUUCGGUACUGGAGAGCUAGUAGUGAUCACUUUCCGUACCUUGAACGACUUUUUCUUAGAAAAUGCUAUUCUUUGGAUUCAAUCCCUCCAGAUUUUGCAGAUAUAACCACACUAGCUCUUAUUGAUAUAAGUAGCUGUCGACAAUCUGUUGUGAAUUCCGCCAAGCAAAUUCAACAGGACAUUCAAGACAACUAUGGAAGCUCUAUCGAGGUCCAUACUCGUCAUCUUUUAAAGCAUUUUCGAUAUAACAACAGAUGAAGAUGACUUUGAGAAAGAAGUUGCUUCUUGCCGCAAUAAUGCCGAGUAGUUAAGGUGUUCUGAGGACUAGCCAGUUCUCUGAAAUAAAUGUCAAAUCAGAAGCCAAAUGUGUGAGUGUUUGUUUUGUUCGUUUUCAUUUUUUCUGCAUAAGGUGGCAGGGUGAUUGCAAAUGGCUUGUAAUUUAAUUGUAUAUGAUCUUUCGUAUAGCCAUUUGUCAGUGGUUCUUAAGAUACUCCAAAUUUUAUGCACAUACAUACAUACUGUACAGGCCAGAACAGACUCCAGUAACGUGUGUUUCCUUUCUUGGGAGUCCUCAAUCUACCUCGCAAAGGAAGAAUCCAGUGGCACCAGCUUUAUUACUAAAACAUUCACACUGGAACAGUUAAGAAAAACUAGUCCAUUUUCAUACUGAGAGUGAGAAAUAGUCCUAUUUUUUUUGGAUAUAUGGCUUAUGCUGCUGUUACUUCCCUUAUGAGAACCAUACACCAAUCAAUGGAACUUAUUCGAUGUGAUUUGCAACCGUUUUAUGAAAUAUGUUUUUUGACUUACAAACAUUGAAUUAAAAUCUUUUGAACUUUUAUAAAUUAAGGUUUCUUUCUUUUAAAGAAAUCGAUACUGUAAUCCUCUAUAUCAACGAGUUUACUCAUGUGAAGGUCAAGUGAUAAAACCAGGAGCCAGAGCCAGUCUAGACCUAGGGGGUUCGGAGCUUUUGUAAUUGGAUCAUUGUGAUUACGGGUUGAAUGUCUAAUUUUCUAGGCGAUAAUGAUAGUAUUUUGUAUCUGAAUAAUAGCUCACUUUUUCUAAGUAAUGGAAAAGAAGGUCAAAAUGUGCCACUAAAAGACUUGACUAAGACAAAAAUGGGUUGUCAAGAACGUAGAGGAGGGUAGGAUGGACAAUUGGUCAGAUCUAGUAUGGAUAAUACAUGGCGGUAGUUGGAGUGGCGGCCCUCCCAAAAUUCUCUCAUCUUAGAUCUUUGGAUUCGGUCUUAUA
Solanum stenotomum is the source of this 3851-nucleotide messenger RNA. RefSeq names its product putative late blight resistance protein homolog R1B-16. The transcript has 4 exons. Bases 147 to 2861 code for a protein of 904 amino acids. Gene Ontology annotation, biological process: defense response to other organism. Gene Ontology annotation, molecular function: ADP binding. Lineage: Eukaryota; Viridiplantae; Streptophyta; Magnoliopsida; Solanales; Solanaceae. The record is from RefSeq and is a predicted model, not a curated record.